UUCUAUCAUCUGAAAUUGCUUUUUCCUUUAUGACGGACGUAUUAAUAUAUUAUUUAUAUGAACAUUUUCAUCAUAUAUUCAGUAUCCAUUCUUCAAUCUGAAUUUGAAGUAGAGGAAAUGUAAAAAAACAAAAUAAAGAAAAAUAGCUCAUCACUAUCACUAAAAUAUGGGGGGAGUGAAGGUUUAUUUGGCUGUGAUACUAUCUCAGGCAAUAUAUGCUGGCAUGGUUUUACUUACCAAAGCAAUCUUUAAUGGUGGUAUGAACUGCUACAUCUUCACUUUCUAUCGACAACUAGUUGGAACUGUCGUCUUAGUUCCUCUUGCUUUGAUUUUUAAACGAAGAAAUGCAACACCACUUUCCGUUCUAACCUUCUGCAAGAUUUUCAUGCUUGCCUUGUUGGGGGUGACAAUUCCCAUUAAUGCUUCUAAUGUUGCGAUUGCCUACACAACAGCAACAUUGGGUGCUGCAAUAUUGAACUGCCUUCCUGUUGCAACAUUCUGCUUGGCUCUUCUUUUACGGAUGGAGAAUGUAACACUAAAGACAACAGCAGGGAUAGUGAAGAUUGCAGGGCUAGUGGCUUGCGUGGGUGGUGUUGUGACUCUUACUUUUUACAAAGGCCCUCACUUGAAUCCAUUUCUCCACCAUCACCCCAUGGAGUAUCAUCAUCCGCAACAAGCACACCAACCUCAUAUCUCUUCUAACAAAAGAUGGUUGAUUGGUUGUUCGCUCUUUGUACUUGCAACCUUUGCGUGGUCUUUGUUCCUUGUUCUUCAGGCUCAAAUCUUGAAAAGCUAUCCAGAAGGGCUAAGGUUGACAAGCCUACUGUGCCUUACAAGUUCUGGUCAGUGUUUUGUAUUUGCUAUUGCUUUAGAGAGGAAUCCUAGUGAGUGGAAGCUUGGUUGGAACAUUGAAUUACUCACAAUAAUUUACUCUGGAAUUUUGAUAACUUCUCUUUCAUAUAACAUCCAAGCAUGGGUGGUUCAGAUUAAAGGACCAGUAUUCAUAGCCAUGUCACAACCAUUGACUCUAAUCAUUACAAUGAUUGGUUCAGUGCUUUUAUUAGGGGAGGCCAUUAACCUCGGCAGUGUUUUAGGUGGGAUUUUGUUGGUUGUAAGCCUUUAUGCUGUUCUGUGGGGAAAAAGUAAGGACCAAACUCUUCAAAACCAGAGCAAUUCUGAUAAUAAAGCUGAAGCAGAUAUUCUAGCGCUGGAAGAGGCUGAGGUGAAAAAGAAUCAUUAUGAGGACGAGAUACGAGUCUAAUCUAAUAUUUUUAGAAGAUAUAUAUAUAUAUCUAUUCUAUAUAACUGAAAUUUUUAGUUUUUGAGAAUUUUAUGGGUGACUUUUAAUUUUUAUUUAAUAAAAUAAUAAAAUAUUAUUUAUCUAUAAUAAAAUAAUAAUAAAUAUCCUAAAUUAAAUAUUUGAAUUUCAAUGAUAUUAA
Molecule: messenger RNA, 1439 nt
Organism: Cannabis sativa
Lineage: Eukaryota; Viridiplantae; Streptophyta; Magnoliopsida; Rosales; Cannabaceae
Product: WAT1-related protein At5g64700
Exons: 7
Coding region: 167-1261 (364 amino acids)
Cellular component (GO): plasma membrane
Molecular function (GO): transmembrane transporter activity
Source: RefSeq, a predicted model, not a curated record